This is a messenger RNA of Trichomycterus rosablanca, 2708 nucleotides long. RefSeq names its product ATP-binding cassette, sub-family B (MDR/TAP), member 8 (gene abcb8). The record is from RefSeq and is a predicted model, not a curated record. The transcript has 16 exons. Gene Ontology annotation, biological process: transmembrane transport. The coding region runs from base 1 to 2133 and encodes 710 amino acids. NCBI's taxonomy places the organism in Eukaryota, Metazoa, Chordata, Actinopteri, Siluriformes, Trichomycteridae. Gene Ontology annotation, molecular function: ATP hydrolysis activity; ABC-type transporter activity; ATP binding. Gene Ontology annotation, cellular component: membrane.
AUGUUUCCUAUUUUGCGCUGCAGUAGAUUCACACACGGUUCUGAUCGGUUAUUACGGUGCAAUAUUAGCAAAUCAAAAGACCUGCUGCUCCAGCACAGCCGGUAUGGCAGAUAUGGACAGCAAAGGACAUGUGCUCAGUUCUUACCCAAACACUCCACUACCAGCACAGUCAUCCGAAUGUGGAGUUUGGCUCAGAAAGCACUGAGACUUGCCUCUAAACGUCAUGUUAAGUCUCCUAAAUUGGCCCUGAAGUUUGUGGUUGGACCAGCUGCUUUAACGGUUACAGCAAGACUAUUCGGGAGCGUAGCUUACUGCAACGCUGAUGUUAACAACAACAUUCUGACUCAGCUCCAAACUAAAAAGAAGGACCCUGAGUUUAGCUGGGCUCUUCUCUGGGAGUUUGUGCGACCACAGCUUCUUGCCCUUAUUGGAGCCAUUAUUCUUGCAUUUGGAGCAGCAGCUUUGAACAUUCAGAUUCCUUUGAUGCUGGGUGAUCUGGUGAAUGUUGUUGCUCAAUACAUGAGGGAACAAGCUGGAAAUUACAUGAGAGACAUUCAAGCACCUGCACUCAAGCUACUGAGCCUCUACGGUCUCCAGGGUUUACUAACUAGUGGGUACAUUAUCCUCCUGUCCCGAGUCGGAGAGAGAGUAGCUGCUGACAUGAGGAAAUCACUCUUCACAUCAUUGCUGAGACAAGAUGUUGCGUUCUUCGAUGCCAAUAAGACAGGGCACCUAGUGAAUCGCCUCACUGCUGAUAUUCAAGAGUUCAAAUCUUCCUUCAAGCUGGUUAUUUCUCAGGGUUUACGCAGCGCUACGCAGACAGUCGGCUGCUUUGUAUCGCUCUACGUCAUCUCACCGAAGCUGACGGGUCUCAUGAUGGUGGUGUUGCCAUGUCUGGUCGGUGCUGGAGCUGUAAUCGGCUCCUUUCUGCGCAGACUUUCACGUAAAGCACAGGAGCAGAUUUCUGUAGCUACAGGUGUGGCGGACGAGGCCCUUGGUAAUGUACGAACAGUGAGAGCCUUUGCCAUGGAGGAUAGAGAGCAGGAGAUGUAUGCCAUAGAGGUGGACAAAUCAGCUGCAAUGAAUGAAGCUUUAGGAACGGGAAUUGCAGUUUUCCAAGGUCUUUCCAACAUUGUUUUGAACUGUUUAGUUCUAGGCACAAUUUUUGCUGGUGGAUCCUUGAUGGUCAAUAAUGACAUGACCCCAGGUGACCUCAUGUCAUUUUUGGUUGCCUCUCAGACGGUUCAAAGAUCACUGGCCAGCAUCUCAGUUCUUUUCGGGCAGAUGGUGAGAGGUAUGAGUGCUGGAGCUCGUGUUUUUGAGUACUUGACAUUGGAACCUACCAUUUUACUGACAGGUGGGAAACGUAUCCCGAGCAGCGUUUUAACAGGAAGAGUAGACUUCGUGGACGUCAACUUCAGUUACCCGACGAGGCCUGGCAAUCAGAUCCUGAAGGAUUUUAACCUGGCGCUACCUUCAUGCAAAACUGUGGCUAUCGUUGGAGAAUCGGGUGGAGGUAAAUCUACUGUGGCAGCACUGCUGGAACGUUUCUAUGACCCGUGCAGUGGACUGAUCAUGCUCGAUUGGCAGGACAUCAGGACUCUGGACCCCUCUUGGCUCAGAGGACAUGUGAUUGGAUUCAUUAGUCAGGAGCCAGUCCUGUUUGGCACAUCAGUGAUGGAGAACAUUCGUUUUGGAAAACCAAAUGCCACAGACGCUGAGGUGUUGGCUGCUGCCAAGCAGGCCAAUGCUCACAAUUUCAUCACCAGCUUUCCUGAUGGUUACCACACUGUGGUGGGGGAGCGUGGGGUGACCUUAUCAGGUGGGCAAAAGCAAAGGAUUGCCAUCGCUCGUGCCCUUAUUAAGAACCCUAGUAUACUGAUUCUGGAUGAGGCCACGAGUGCACUGGAUGCUGAGUCUGAGCGAGUGGUGCAGGAGGCCCUGGACCGAGCCACCAAGGGACGCACCGUUCUCAUCAUCGCCCACCGCCUCAGCACCAUCCAGGGUGCCGACCUCAUCUGCGUCAUGAGCAAUGGCAGAGUGGUGGAGACUGGAACUCACCUGCAGUUACUGGGCAAAGGAGGUCUUUAUGCAGAGCUGAUAAACCGCCAACAAUCUAACGGACAGAAAUAAAGAGUCUCUGAAGAGUUGAUUUCUGGGGGUUCAUUCAGUCCUGACUCUGAGCACUUGGUUCAGGAGUCAUUUGAUUCACGUUUAAUAUGGACUUGUUUUUGAUUGUGUUAUGGGUAAACAUGAAUUACACCUCAUGUUUUAAAUGAUUGUAUUUUUAAUUGUCAUGUGUACUGUCUUCAGACUGGAAAUAUUUUAACAAAUUUUUCAUAAGAUUCAAAAGUAAUGUGUUUUGUAUAGCUGUUAAUAGUAUCAAUUGUACAGUAAUAAAAGAGUAUAUAAAAAAGAGGUGAUAAAAAAUAACAGAGGCACAGGGCUUGAUUCCUAGGAGGAGCAGGCAGGGUCCUUUUUGUGUGGGGUUUGCAUGUUCUCUCCAUGUCUGCAUGGGUUUCCUCUGGGAGCUCCAAAGACAUGUAAGUCAGGUAAAUUGGAGAUACAAAAUUGCCAGUGAUGGUGUUUGACACUGAACUUGAGCUGAUAAAUCAUGUCUAACCUGUAAGUACCUGUCCUGUCAUGUAUGUAAUCAGUGUUAAACAUUAUGUUAAAAUCUUAAUAAAUAAACAAAUUGUAUAUUUAAA